GGCCCGACAGCGGGCAUCGGGUCACCAGGCAUGACAGCGGGCACUGGGUCAUCAGGCAUGGGAUUGUCUGGCUCGACAGCGGGCAUCGGUUCACCAGGUAUGACAGCGGGCACUGGGUCACCAGGCAUCAGGUCAUUUGGCUCGCCAGUGGGCACCGCGUCACCUGGCAAGGCAGUGGGCACCGAGUCACCAGGCACGACAGUGGGCUCCGAGUCAACUGGCAUAACCGCGGGCACUGGGUCAGACAUUGGAUCGUCUGGCCUGGCAGCGGGCAUCGGGUCACCAGGCAUGACAGCGGGCACUGGGUCAUCAGGCAUUGGAUCGUCUGGCUCGACAGCGGGGCAUCGGGUCACCAGGCAUGACAGCGGGCACCGGGUCAUCAGGUACCAGAUCGUCUGGAUCGACAGCGGGCACCGGGUCAUCUGGCCGGGCAUCGGGUCACCAGGCAUGACAGCGGGCACUGGGUCAUCAGGUACCGGAUCGUCUGGAUCGACAGCGGGCAUCGAGUCAACUGGCCUAAUAGGAUCAUCAGGCUGGAUCAGUUCAUCAGGCUGAAUGGAGGCAUCAGGCUGAAUGGAGGCAUCAGGCUGGGUAGAGGCAUCAGGCUGAAUUGUGGGCGCCGAGGCACCAGGC
This is a messenger RNA of Staurois parvus, 633 nucleotides long. NCBI's taxonomy places the organism in Eukaryota, Metazoa, Chordata, Amphibia, Anura, Ranidae. The record is from the annotation of a GenBank genome assembly.